This is a messenger RNA of Paramecium sonneborni, 886 nucleotides long. Lineage: Eukaryota; Ciliophora; Oligohymenophorea; Peniculida; Parameciidae. The record is from the annotation of a GenBank genome assembly.
AUGUAUAUAUGUAAUAUUUGUGAUUGCUUCCUUGCUAAUAAAUCAGAUGAAAUAACCUUACAAACUUAAAAGAAAGAAUAACAAUUAAAGUAUGAAUUGAGAGUUAAAUAGUUUUUAGACAUUUAAGAUGAUGUAUAAUUGCAAAGAAGAUGAAUUCAAAAAAUAUGAUUUAUUUAGUCAUCUAUAUUGUAAAUUCUGUGAUUAAGAAAUUGGAAUGAGAAUUGGAAAAGAUUUGUCUAUUUAUAAAUGUCAAAUUAAAGAAGUUAUGAAAUCGAUAAAUAUUGGAGUAUAUUCUUUAAAAUAAGAACUUUUGUAGAAGAUAUCAUAAAUUCUUGAAAAUACAUGUUUUUAAUGUAUUGUAAAACCAUUGUUAAAGAAAGAAUUAAGUAAUGUUUAAUUAAUUCCAAAUGUAAAUGCAGCAAUCAUAAUACAUUAAGUUGAAUCAAGAGUAUUAUUAUUAGGUAAGAAUGGAUUAUAUAAUGAUUUAACAGAAUAAUUAUGGAAAUAAACAUGCGGUAAUGUAUUAUUGAUUUUAUAUGACAAAGAUGAAAAGAAUAAUUAAGAAGAAUUAAUAUAUAAUUUAGCUACUUAUGGAUAGUAACCAUAGAUUGCUGAAUUGUAUUAAUCUUAAAACUUAGUAUUUUUUACUGAAAUUCUUAAUCUCAAUUUAAUCUUAUCAAAAUAUUUUGCAAAAUCAUAUAAUCAAAUUUAUCCAGUUGAAAUUUUAAAGAAAGAAGGAGAUGUUUCAAAUGAAAAGUGUCUUCUAUUGAAAUACUAUAAUGAAAAAUAUAAAUAAAUUAAUCAUCCAACUUAAGAUGAUAAAUUAAUACUGUUAUUAAUAAACAAAUCUCAGAAGUAGUUCUAAUUUGAAUGUAAAAUUUAAUGA